AUGUCAAACCACGCACUUGUGUUCGGUGCCUCGGGCAUAUCAGGAUGGGCCCUCGUGAAGGAGGCUCUAAGCUAUCCGAAUGCUGCGGCAAUUUCCAGAGUCACUGCACUCACAAAUCGACCUCUUUCCUUAUCGGAUAGUCACUGGCCAGAAGACAAACGGCUUCAGUUGGUCAGUGGGGUUGAUUUGACCAGCCCAGUAGCCAACAUCGUCUCGUUGCUGAAUGACAUUCCAAGCAUCGAGACGGUCUCUCAUGUCUUCCUGUUCCUGUAUCUCGAUCCAGGGAAAGACAAGAAAACAUUGGCUAAAGUCAACACCGAUCUAGUCAGAGCCGCCGUUGAGGCCAUGCAACAAGUGUCUCUGGUGAUCAAGAGCUUCAUCCUUCAAACUGGUGGAAAAUCGUAUGGCCUUGAACGACCCGAUCUCGUCACGAUUAUACCUCCACUCAAAGAGUCGUACCCGAGAGUGCCAAAACCGAUUGCUGACGACAUCUUCUACUACCAUCAGUAUGAUGUGCUUGAAGCACUAUCCAAGGGCGCUUCAUGGACCUUCACCGAGAUCCGACCUGAUGCAAUGAUAGGUUUUGUCCCAGGGACAAAUGCAAUGAACAUAGCCCAAGGCCUUGCAUUCUACUUGACCCUCUAUCGUGAAGUCCAUGGAAAGGGAGCGACGGUCGCCUAUCCCGGGGCUGAACAUGGCUAUCGACACAAGCACACCGACACUUUCCAGGACAUCGCAGCUCGCGCGGAGAUAUUCGCUGCCUUGAACCCAGAGAAAUGCGGCUCCGGUCGCACAUUCAACAUCGUCAACGGAGAUGUGAUCACAUGGGCGGAUAAAUGGACGCCCAUCACGGCCUACUUUGGGCUCAACGGCAUUGGCCCUCAGGGAGCUUUUGAACCCCCAGCAGAUUUCGUUCGAAGGCAUAUCGGGGGUUGGGAUGAGCUGGUCAAAAGAGAGGGGCUGAAGCCAAGUCGCAUUGAAGCAUUCUUCUGGCCUUUCCUCGACGUUAUGAUGGAUAAGGCAUUCUUUGAUCGUCAGUACGAUGUGAGUGCUGCACGUGCGGUGGGGUUUGAUGAGACCAUCGACACAGUCAAGGCAUACACCAUUGCGUUUGAUAGAAUGCGCCUUGCUCGGAUCAUUCCGUAG
This is a messenger RNA of Exophiala aquamarina CBS 119918, 1146 nucleotides long. RefSeq lists its product as uncharacterized. The record is from RefSeq and is a predicted model, not a curated record. NCBI's taxonomy places the organism in Eukaryota, Fungi, Ascomycota, Eurotiomycetes, Chaetothyriales, Herpotrichiellaceae. The coding region runs from base 1 to 1146 and encodes 381 amino acids. The transcript is spliced from 2 exons.